AAAACACUAGGGGUCAAAGUUCCUUAUAAGUUACUAACAUACAACUAACCACGUCGAUAUUUAUAGGGAAUUUUCAAAGGAAAAACAAGAUGUUGGUACUCUGGUUACUAGGGUUACUCAGUCAUGCAUCAGCGGAAACAGUUCCUGUAACCAUUGGCAACCACUGGAGUGGUGGCUUUCAAGGGCGCUUCUGUUUACCGUUUGACCAUGACGUAUCUUCAUGGAAAGCUCGCAUUGAGAUCAGCGAGCCGACAUCGUCGUUAGAAGUCUGGCUGGCGGACAUAGAGUCUCAAAGCGCCGAUGGUAAAGAGUACGUCUUGGUGAACAAACCCUUCAAUGGGGUCGAACAUACAGGUGAUAAACUAUGCAUUGACUUCCUCGGCCAUGCCACCGGUGACAUCACGCCGACAGUCAACGUCAUCAUUGGUAAAAUGCCUGAUGCUACAAUACUGCCUUCAACACAGCCCAUGUCUACGACCCCAACUACACCGACCACGCCUACAACAACGGUGACACUGGGACCAGGAGAGACGUGGCCCCCAACCACAACUCGACCACCACCAACAGCUGGUCUGAAGCCAUACCAUGUGGGUCACAACCUGACCGCCCCGCUGACGGUGACGACUCACCGCGGGGACAUGUGGGAAGGACAAGUCUGUUUUGACCUGAAGGAUGAGAUCGUGGGCUGGGAGUUAAUCCUGGACUUCACGUCUGAUGUAAAGGGAAUCUCAACUUCGGAGGGGGAUGUGCUGGGAGCCUCAUCCUCGUGCGCCAAGCACUUCGUCAUGGUCAACCACAACUACAUGGGCAUUCACUAUGGAGGAAGUCAGUACUGUAUCAAGAUGUCUGGCAACGUCUGUGGCGGCGGCGUUCCUGCGGGAACAGGGGUUCUUGUGGACGUCACCAACGACGGACAAACGUUGCCACAUCUUCCCGUAAUAACAGGAGCCCAGACUACCAAGUACAACUAUGGGGAGAUCCUGAUGAAGUCCAUCCUGUUCUACGAGGCUCAGAGAUCCGGGAAACUCCCCGCUGACAACAGGAUCCCCUGGAGGGGGGACUCCGCCCUGGGAGACAAGGGGGCUAACGGGGAGGAUCUCACUGGAGGAUGGUAUGACGCUGGAGACAACGUCAAAUUCAACUUCCCCAUGGCCUUCAGCACGACCCUCCUGACCUGGAGUCUCAUCAGAUACAAGGACGCCUACGAGAAGACGGGUCAGCUGGAGAAGAUGUACGAGUGCAUCAAGUGGCCUCUGGACUACUUCAUCAAGUGCCACACCAAGCCGAACGAGCUAUACGCACAGGUUGGCAAUGGCGGGUCGGACCACGGAACAUGGACCAGCCCAGAGCGCAUGACAGAGCCGAGACCAUCCUACAAGAUCGACGCCUCCAAGCCUGGAUCGGACCUCGCCAUGGAGACAGCUGCUGCCAUGGCCGCUGGGUCAAUUGCCUUCAAGAAGAGGGACCCCGUCUACUCGGCCACCCUGCUGACACACGCCAAGCAGCUGUUUGAGUUCGGCAAGGCUCACCAGGGGAAAUACAGCGCCAGUGUCUCAGCUGCUGCCGGCUUCUACACAUCCCAGUCUGAUGCUGAUGAAAACAGCUGGGGAGGGAUGUGGCUGCACAAGGCUACCGGCGACAAGCAGUAUCUGGACUAUGCAGAGCAACACUUCAUGAACAAGUCCGCGUGGGGCUUCUCGUGGGACGAGAAGAUUGAUGGUGCAAAUGUGCUGCUGUAUGAGGCGACGAAGAAAGACUUGUACAAGAGUCACAUUGAAGACACGUUCAAGAUGUGGUUUCCCGGGGGCCAGGAGAUCGUAUAUACCCCCAAAUGCAUGGCGUUCAGACUGGAGUGGGGAGCCCUUCGGUAUGCAUCUAACACCGCUUUCAUCGCUUUGGUCGCCGCCGAUGACGGCAUCAACACCGACUCGUACCGGAAGUGGGCGAUGACGCAGCUGCACUACGUGUACGGCGACACCGGAAGAAGUUACGUGGUGGGCUACGGAGUUAACCCCCCAAAGAAUCCACAUCACAGAGCCAGUUCCUGCCCCAUGCUACCGGCGCCGUGUAACUGGGAGUCCCAGACCAACAAGGGUCCCAACCCCCACACCCUGUACGGCGCCAUGGUGGGCGGCCCCGGUAAAGACGACAGCUACACCGACGACAGAAAAGACUACGUCAAGAACGAAGUUGCGUGCGACUACAACGCCGGUAUGCAGGCCUCUACAGCAGCAUUGGAGCAUCUCUCUCUGGUUCAUCAGCUCCCUACAACGUACAAGGAAAUAUGUCCUUGAACCCAACAACACUUAUUGUAAACAUUGUUAUUAAAUGUUCAUGACAAACGUA
Molecule: messenger RNA, 2346 nt
Organism: Haliotis rufescens (red abalone)
Lineage: Eukaryota; Metazoa; Mollusca; Gastropoda; Lepetellida; Haliotidae
Product: endoglucanase 4-like
Exons: 15
Coding region: 90-2294 (734 amino acids)
Biological process (GO): carbohydrate metabolic process
Molecular function (GO): polysaccharide binding; hydrolase activity, hydrolyzing O-glycosyl compounds
Source: RefSeq, a predicted model, not a curated record